AUGAGGUUUAGGUUGGCUAAAAAGAAUCUGCUCGUACUUUUGGGUAUUUCCUUUGUCGUUUGGACUCUGUUGGUUUCCACGAGUGUGCUGUCAGUAUCAGAGAACAGCACCAGUAAUCAGAUUGACAAGGGCGCACACUCAAGUGACUUGGUAAAGUUGGACUUCUCUGGGUCGCUGUCAAAACUGACGAAAUCUGUCUACAGAUCCAAUUUUAAGCAGCAUGUUUUAAAUGCUGAACGCUUUCCUGGCGAACCUCAGCUGGUGCUGGUUGUGCAGGUCCACAACAGACCGGAAUACCUCCAACUUCUCAUCUACUCUCUGGAGAAAGCAGCGGAGGUCCAUAGAUUCCUUAUCAUCUUCAGCCACGACUAUUUUUCAGAGGAAAUCAACACCAUUGUGCAAGGGAUCACUUUCUGCAAGGUACUGCAAAUUUAUUUCCCAUUCAGCACUCAGCUGUAUCCCAAAGAGUUUCCUGGGCAGGAUUCACGGGACUGCCCACGGGACAUUGCCAAAGACGAAGCCAUUGAAUUAGGAUGCCUCAAUGCAGAGCACCCUGACUCUUAUGGCCACUACAGAGAAGCCGACGUUACUCAAACCAAACAUCACUGGUGGUGGAAGUUGCACUUUGUGUGGGAGCGAGUGCAGGCAAUGCAGGGCUACAGUGGAUUUGUAGUAUUUCUGGAAGAGGAAAACUACAUUUUACCAGACUUUUUUCAAUUCUAUAAAUCAAUGAUUGAGUUCAGGGAAAACAACUGCCUGGAUUGUGAUUUUCUAUCUUUGGGAAACCAUAACGACUUUAAAGACUUCCCCACAUUGUCUAACAAGCUAUUGACCACUGGGUGGAUGUCCGUAAAACACAGCUUAGGCAUAGCUAUCUCCAGAGAGAUGUACUACAAGAUGAUGGGCUGCAGCAACGACUUCUGCACUUAUGAUGAUUACAAUUGGCACUGGACUUUGCAGCAUCUUUCUGGUAACUGCAUUUCAAAGCCUUUUAAAGUGCUUGUGGCUCAGGGCUCGAGGAUUCUUCACACAGGUGAAUGCGGGCUGCGCCAGAAGCAAAACUGCAGGCCGGAAUGGGCCUCACAGCGGGUCGAGGAGGUGCUUAAGAUGGUAAAAGAUAGCCUUUUCCCUCCUUCUCUCGUCCUGACUAGUUCUGAAGAACCCAGAUCCAAGAAACUUAGAAAUAAUGGAGGCUGGGGAGAUGUCCGAGACCAUCGUCUAUGCAAUAACUAUGCAAAACGUCUGUAA
Messenger RNA from Nerophis lumbriciformis (worm pipefish), 1248 nucleotides. Lineage: Eukaryota; Metazoa; Chordata; Actinopteri; Syngnathiformes; Syngnathidae. The record is from RefSeq and is a predicted model, not a curated record.